AUGCCCCCUAAGGCCCAGAAGACCCCCACCACCGGCGGAAAGGCCCCCGCUGGCAAGGCGCCCGCGGAGAAGAAGGAGGCUGGCAAGAAGACCGCCGCUCCCUCUGGCGACAAGAAGAAGCGCACCAAGUCCAGGAAGGAGACCUACUCCUCCUACAUCUACAAGGUCCUCAAGCAGGUCCACCCUGACACCGGUAUCUCCAACCGUGCCAUGUCCAUCCUGAACUCUUUCGUCAACGACAUUUUCGAGCGCGUUGCCACCGAGGCUUCCAAGCUUGCUGCCUACAACAAGAAGUCCACCAUCUCUUCCCGCGAGAUCCAGACCUCUGUCAGGCUGAUCCUCCCGGGUGAGCUGGCCAAGCACGCCGUUUCGGAAGGCACCAAGGCCGUCACCAAGUACUCUUCCUCCACCAAAUAG
Messenger RNA from Lasiodiplodia theobromae, 417 nucleotides. Its product is annotated as Histone h2b protein. Gene Ontology annotation, biological process: nucleosome assembly. Gene Ontology annotation, cellular component: nucleosome. Lineage: Eukaryota; Fungi; Ascomycota; Dothideomycetes; Botryosphaeriales; Botryosphaeriaceae. The transcript is spliced from 4 exons. The record is from RefSeq and is a predicted model, not a curated record. Gene Ontology annotation, molecular function: structural constituent of chromatin; protein heterodimerization activity; DNA binding. The coding region runs from base 1 to 417 and encodes 138 amino acids.